Wallemia ichthyophaga EXF-994 is the source of this 1350-nucleotide messenger RNA. RefSeq names its product Kynureninase. The transcript has 4 exons. Gene Ontology annotation, biological process: NAD+ biosynthetic process. Bases 1 to 1350 code for a protein of 449 amino acids. NCBI's taxonomy places the organism in Eukaryota, Fungi, Basidiomycota, Wallemiomycetes, Wallemiales, Wallemiaceae. Gene Ontology annotation, cellular component: cytoplasm. Gene Ontology annotation, molecular function: kynureninase activity; pyridoxal phosphate binding. The record is from RefSeq and is a predicted model, not a curated record.
AUGAGCGAAUUGCGGGAAUAUCUCGAUAAGAUUACUGACGAUGACCUAAUUAAUCCGGACCACUCUGUCCAUCUCGAUAAUCUUGACAGCCUCUCGAAUUUCAGGCAGGAAUUCCACUUGCCGUGCAAACGUGAUGCUGAGAUCACCUACCUCUGUGGCAAUUCACUCGGUUUGAUGCCUAAGCGCACUCAAUCGCUUAUCGCAGAGGAACUCGACGUAUGGAAGACGCGCGCAGUUGAGGGCCACUUUGAUCAUCCAUACCAAAGGCCAUGGAAGAGCUGUGAUGAGCUUGUCAAAGGAAGCCUGGCUGCUAUCGUCGGCGCAAACGCGGACGAAGUGGCCGCUAUGGGCCAGCUUACUUCAAAUCUGCACAAGCUACUCAUUACCUUCUACAAACCAUCCGCUCAACGUUACAAGAUCGUUUUUGAAGACAACGCAUUUCCAUCUGAUAAUUACGCUCUUAAUUCCCACGCGUAUCUACACAACCUCAAUCCAGAUGAUGCUCUCAUCAGAGUGAAGCCAAGGUCCGGUGAAUCAACCCUAAGAACCCAAGACAUCCUCAGCACCCUCGAAGAGCAUGGUAAUGAGGUAGCCCUGGUUAUGUUCAGUGGUGUUCAUUUCUACACCGGCCAGCUGUUUGACAUACCUACAAUCACCAGCCACGCAAAGUCGUUCGGUGCGUAUGUUGGUUGGGAUCUCGCCCACGCCGUCGGAAACGUACCCUUAAAGCUGCAUGAGUGGAAUGUAGAUUUUGCAGUGUGGUGUAGCUACAAAUAUCUCAACAGCUCUCCUGGUGGUAUCGCUGGUAUUUUCAUUCACGAGUCUCAAACUCAAAGCCAGUGCCAAGCCGACCACAGACGGUUGGAAGGGUGGUGGGGACAUGAUCCAGAGACACGAUUUGAAAUGGGACCACACUUUUCGCCAUCUCUUGGAGCUUCGGCCUGGAUGGUCAGCAAUACACCUGUCCUCACCCUUAUUGCCCUCUACGCUUCUCUCCAGCUGUUUGACGAGGCUGGAAUGGAGAAUCUUCGAGCUAAGAGUGUUGCUCUCACAGGAUACAUGGAAAGACUGCUGAAGUAUUCCAAGCACUACACAGACAGUUCCAACGUCGAGCACAAGCAAUUCACCAUCAUAACCCCAAGUAAUCCUAGUGAGAGAGGUGCCCAGCUGUCGCUCAAGUUCAACAAGGACUACAUGCUCUUCUACAACGAGCAGCUUCAGAUACACGGCGUCGUUGGAGAUGAUCGCAAGCCUGAGGUUAUCAGACUAGCUCCAGCGCCACUUUACAACAGCUUCCGCGAUGUCCACAAGGCUGUUUCUGCACUCGACAAGAUCCUUGAUGACUUUUAA